Messenger RNA from Coccinella septempunctata (seven-spotted ladybird), 1333 nucleotides. RefSeq names its product lipase member H-B-like. The record is from RefSeq and is a predicted model, not a curated record. Gene Ontology annotation, molecular function: lipase activity. The transcript has 4 exons. The coding region runs from base 344 to 1249 and encodes 301 amino acids. Lineage: Eukaryota; Metazoa; Arthropoda; Insecta; Coleoptera; Coccinellidae.
CGCCGGAUUACAGGCUUGCUUCUCAAAGGUGAUCAUCAUUGAAUUGCAGUAAUGAAACAUUUCGUUUUUACCUACCAGCAAUCAGUUCUCCUAGACGCAAUAGCAAUUAAAAAGAUAAAAUGGUGAAUACAUAUACGACGACCUCCUCUUUCGCGAAGAAGUGUAUUGAGAAUCUUUCCACCAACGAAAUCUUCCAAUUCAGAUCGAAUUCUGUUCAAUCGGUGUGGUUUUUUCCAAGAGCAAGGUCGGGAAUUUUUAUUCUACGAAUUGAAACCAGUAGAGGCGAUUCGCAAUGUUCGUAUGGUUAUAAUAGUUCAUAAGAAAUAUUUGCGGUGUGUGCACAAUGAAUAUCGGAGCCUAUUUCAACAUCAUAUCGGCUCUUCUGACCGGUGAACAUGCAAUUCAACCGUCAGACGUCACAGGUGUCAUUUUCAAAAAUAACCAACCCGAACAAUUCGUUAGGUUAGAUUCUGAAAAUUUCUCCUUGUCAGUCGAUCCAUCAGAUACAAUAAUAUUCAUCAUCCACGGAUGGAUGGAGAGUAGAAGUGUUGCAUGGUACAAAGAAUUGACAGAUGCUCUAUUGAAGCAAAAUGAGAAGAACGUCGUUGUUCAAGUUGACUGGUCCAAGGGAUCUAAGAUGCAACGAGACGCCGCUGUAAAAAAUAAUAAGCCAACAGGUGAAAUCAUAGGAACUUUCAUAAGCAAUCUGAUGAAAAACAAUCAGUUGCUGCACUCCCAAAUACAUUUGAUCGGGUUUUCCAUGGGUGGACAAGUAUCUGGCUUUGCCGGAAAAACGGUACAGUCCCUCACCAACGAAAAAAUCGGAAGAAUAACAGCCCUAGAUCCUUCUGGGAGGAGUUACAACGAAAAACCACCCGAUCAAAGGCUCAACCCUGAGGAUGCAGAAGUGGUAGCUGUCAUUCACACCGACACUGUCCAUAUCGGUUUCCAUGACUCCUGCGGUACAGUUGAUCUCUUUGUGAACGGCAGGGUUUAUCCACAACCAGGUUGCCCAGAUGAAAUCGAUCUCAUCGAAUUGAUGUAUUGCAGCCAUUUCAGAGCUUACAGAUAUCUGAUAGAGGCUGUGAAUAAGAACAGACUGAUAGGAACCAAAUGUGAAUCAUACCAGAAGUACGAACAGGGUCAGUGUUCUGGGAAUGAAACGCUCGAUUUUGUGGGUGCCAUCUCGCCAGAAGUCAGAGGUGUUUACUACGUCAAAACAAGACCCAAGCCGCCAUUUUUUGAAUGAAUUCGAUGAAAUCGUCCUUGAUCACUUGUUUUUUCAUUAUUAUCGAAAAAUAAUUUAUUUCUAAUAAAAUUUGUGGAGUUUUCA